AAAAGAGAGAUAUAGAAGAAGAAAAAAAAAAAGAACAAAAGCGCCAUUAUCGGUAGAAGUUUGUGGUUGUUCCUUAAAAUCCGAUUUCUGAUUCCUUCCAUUUGGAUCCGAUUCUAUCUCCACCUUCAAGCAACUCUCUUCUUCUUCUUCUUAUUGCAAAAAAGAUUCUCUUUUUCUUGUUUUGUGGAUGAGAUUCUGGAUAAAACAAUCAUCUAUUUCUGAACAAUCAAUCUUAUAAGGACUCUCUCUCUCUCUGCUUCGAACUAAAGAUUCUUAGGAAGCUCUUGUUUUUGUCUGAUUUUACAGUUUUGUAAUUGUUCUACGAGUUAUAAAGUUGAUUCCUUUAAAACACCCUUGUGAAGAAUUUGUUCAAUUUUACAAUCCUGGCGAUAACAGAAUUGAAAAGGGUUCCAAAGGUUCCAUCACCUGAAAGCAACGGUUUUGAUUGUGUUGGUGGUUUGGAUUGUCUGAUAAGCUUAAUCAGGGCCCUUGAUAUGGGGUCCUGCUUAUCAUCUGGAGGUGGAGGAGGAGGAAGUAGGAGAGCUCUCCAUGGUGGUCCUCAUGUUCCUGGACCUGGGAGAAGGAGAAGGCCUGCCAAGAGGAGAUCUGGGUCUUGUAGUUCUUCUUUUGAUAAUACAGAGGAGCCUCUUCUUCAUAGGAUCCCUGGGAGGAUGUUUUUGAAUGGCUCUACGGACAUUGCCUCUCUGUUUUCUCAACAGGGCAAGAAAGGGCCUAAUCAGGAUGCUAUGAUUGUCUGGGAGAAUUUUGGGUCUAUGGCGGACACUGUUUUUUGUGGUGUUUUUGAUGGACAUGGUCCGUAUGGCCACAUUGUUGCAAAGAGAGUGAGGGAUUUGCUUCCACUUAAGUUAGGCUCUCACUUGGAGUCCUAUGUUUCCCCUGAGGAGGUUCUUAAAGAGAUCAGCCUCAACACUGGUGAUAGAAAGACCUCGGAAGACCUUGUACAUAUAUCUGCGAAUGGAGAAUCUCGAGUCUACAAUAAAGAUUACUUAAAGGAUCAAGAUAUGGUUCAAACACUAAUAGGCUCAAUUGUUAAAGCCUAUAGAUUCAUGGAUAAGGAAUUGAAGAUGCAAGUGGAUGUUGAUUGUUUUUCAAGUGGAACUACUGCUGUAACCAUGGUCAAGCAGGGUCGACAUCUUGUUAUCGGAAAUAUUGGGGAUUCAAGAGCGGUACUUGGUACGAGGAACAAAGAAAAUAAACUUGUUCCUUUUCAAUUAACUGAAGAUCUCAAACCAGAUGUUCCAUCGGAAGCAGAAAGGAUAAAGAGAUGCAAAGGACGUAUAUUUGCUCUUCGAGAUGAACCAGGGGUUGCCCGUCUAUGGCUUCCUAACCACAACUCACCUGGUCUUGCCAUGGCACGUGCUUUUGGAGAUUUUUGCCUCAAAGACUUCGGUCUCAUUUCCGUGCCUGACGUGGCUUACCGACGCCUCACUGAGAAGGAUGAAUUUGUUGUCUUGGCAAGUGAUGGGAUUUGGGAUGUAUUGACGAAUGAAGAGGUUGUAGAGAUUGUAACCAAAGCAGCAACACGAUCCUCAACAGGUCGAGCCUUGGUGGAGGCUGCAGUGCGGAAUUGGAGAUGGAAGUUCCCGACUUCAAAAGUGGACGACUGUGCCGUAGUUUGCCUCUUCCUUGACUCCCAACCAAACAGAUUAUCAACUGCCUCUUUCUCAAAGGAAAAACACAUCAGCAAUGCCGUUACUGAACCUGAACCAGACACAGCAUCAACAUCAACAUCAACUCCAGACUCAGGAACCGGUUCGCCUGAGCUAAAUGGAGUAAAGAGAAUCGACACACUUGUGAAUCUCCCAGUAUAUGUGCCUACGAAAGAGUAGUAAGAUGGAACAGAGGCAUGAGCUCAAUGCCUCUUAUGCUCUAUGUUUCAUUCAACAGUAACUGUUUUGGUAACUUCACUUGGGGUAAAUUAGUAUUACACGCCCGCUUCUGUGUGGCUGAUUGUAUAUAUCUUCUCUUCCAAAUCAUUGUAAUACUUUUGCUGCAACUCCUCUGUUAAUAAAAUUAUGAAGCUGCAAUUGUUUUUUCCAUA
Capsella rubella is the source of this 2062-nucleotide messenger RNA. Its product is annotated as probable protein phosphatase 2C 74. Bases 495 to 1850 code for a protein of 451 amino acids. The transcript is spliced from 5 exons. Lineage: Eukaryota; Viridiplantae; Streptophyta; Magnoliopsida; Brassicales; Brassicaceae. Gene Ontology annotation, biological process: protein dephosphorylation. The record is from RefSeq and is a predicted model, not a curated record. Gene Ontology annotation, molecular function: protein serine/threonine phosphatase activity.